Molecule: messenger RNA, 1727 nt
Organism: Mercenaria mercenaria
Lineage: Eukaryota; Metazoa; Mollusca; Bivalvia; Venerida; Veneridae
Product: DNA repair protein complementing XP-A cells homolog
Exons: 7
Coding region: 386-1243 (285 amino acids)
Biological process (GO): nucleotide-excision repair involved in interstrand cross-link repair; UV-damage excision repair; base-excision repair
Cellular component (GO): nucleotide-excision repair factor 1 complex
Molecular function (GO): damaged DNA binding
Source: RefSeq, a predicted model, not a curated record
UACGUUAUCCUGGAAAUGACUAUUGUAAUUCUUUCAAAUGUCAUUAUUGUCAAAUUUUGAUUCUUUUUGGAUGGAAGAAUGUGUCCAACUUUUAGUAAAAAGAAAACUGCUAUAAAAGACGCCUGGUAUGGGAAAAUUACAAUCAUUUACAUGACUGUACAAAGCUUGUUUUAAACCCAAAAGACUAGCAAUUUUUAAAAGUUAAUGAUCAGAAUUUUACCUAGAGAAAAACAGUGUUUGCCGAAAUUCUCGAAAACACCUACAGUUUAUUUACAGAACUUUUAAGUUCACAAUCUAUGGCGUUUUUAUGGUUAAUCUUUUAGCACUAGAGAAUAGGGAUGGCAGAAAUGAGAAAAUAGAUAGCAGCUGAGCUUGAAAUGUCUUGAUGAAGAUGGCAGAGGCGAAGUCAAAUGAAAUCUCGGAAGCUCACACGUCUACAGCAGAUCAAUCGUCAGAGGGACAAGCAUCAACAGAGGAUGCUGGGAUAGAUCUGUCAGCAGCUCAGAGGGCUCGUAUAGAAAGAAACAGACAAAGGGCGCUACUUUUGAGACAGAGUAGAUUACAGGCCCAUCCAUAUGCCACAGAUGCACUUGGGAAUCGUGUGAAAGGUCCAGCACGUGAGAUAGAUACUGGAGCUGGAUUCUUUAUAGAAGAGGAUGGAGAAAAUGACAAAACAGCUAUAGAAGUUGUUCAUCCAGAAGGUCCUGUUGUAGAAAUUGACAGUUUGUUUUGUGAGGCUUGCCAAAAGGAAUUUAUGGACUCAUACUUCUUUACAAAGUUUGAGGAGCCAAUUUGUGAUACCUGCCGAUUGGAGGAAGAUAAGUUUCCACUUAUUACAAAAACAGAGGCCAAGAAAAAGUAUAUGUUAAAAGACGCAGAUUUCGAUUUAAGAGAACCAUCAUUAAAAUUCAUCCUGAAGAAAAAUCCACACAACCAGCGAUGGGGAGAUAUGAAACUAUACUUAGAAUCACAGGUAAAGAAAAGAAGUUUAGAGGUUUGGGAUAGUGAAGAUAAGAUGGAGGAGGCUCGGCAACAAAGACAGGAAAACAAAGAAAAAGCCAAGCAGAAAAAAUUUGACAAGAAGGUCAAAGAUUUGAGGUUGGCAGUUAGAAGCAGUCUGCUAAAAAAGGAGAAAGGUUUACAUCAACAUGAAUUUGGAUCUGAAUCUUAUGAUGAGGAUGAAGAUAUGUACUCAAAAACGUGUAAGACUUGUAACUACACAAUGACAUAUGAGAAAAUGUGACAGAUUAGUAACUACAUGACAAAUGUGAUAGAAUUCUUAUAGAACUUGUAGCUAAACUACGAGUUUUGAGAAUAAGAGAAAAUGAGAUACAGGUAUAGGUACAUGUAUGUUCUGUAAAAGUAUAGUGGUAUAUGUAUAUAUUCUAAAACAUGCAAAAUUUUUAACUACACAAUGAAAUAUGUGAUAGAAAACAUGUAAAGCUUGGAACUAAAUUACAGGCUGAGAAAAUGUUAUAGAUGUGUACUCGGAAAUGUGCAAAACUUUUAACUACACAGCAAUGCAUAAAAUAUGUAGAAGGUAAUUACUCUUGAAAUGUGUGAAACUACACAAUGACAUAUGAAAACAUAUGAUACAUAUGUGUACCGAAAAUGCUUCUUGUGUUGAGUUUAUUUAAAUGACAAUGAAAUAAUACACAUUCUUUAUAGGAUGAAAUAAAGCAUGUUUGAAAUGAAAUGAAAUAAAGCACAUUUAGAAAAGACUGAAA